Molecule: messenger RNA, 10827 nt
Organism: Vespula pensylvanica (western yellowjacket)
Lineage: Eukaryota; Metazoa; Arthropoda; Insecta; Hymenoptera; Vespidae
Gene: rho-5
Product: inactive rhomboid protein 1
Exons: 19
Coding region: 1607-7261 (1884 amino acids)
Biological process (GO): regulation of epidermal growth factor receptor signaling pathway; regulation of protein secretion
Cellular component (GO): endoplasmic reticulum membrane
Molecular function (GO): serine-type endopeptidase activity
Source: RefSeq, a predicted model, not a curated record
AGAGAGAGAGAGAGAGAGAGAGAACGGGUGGUCCACUUUCAACGCGGAAGAAAAUCGAGGGUGCGAGAGAAUGGUGAUAGUGGUGCUGUGCUGUGUCUUGUUAUGACCUCGAAGCUCGCGAACUAUUUUUCUUGGAUCCGAGCAACGCCCGUUUUCCGAGAUAAAAGAUCUUUCUAAUCUGUCGUUGAGUUGAGAAACGGGACGAGAAGGUAGUUGCAGAGAAAAAGGAAAGAAAGAGAGAUAGAUAUAACGACACAGCAUACGAGUAAAGGGAAAGAGAGAGAGAGAGAGAGAGAGAGAGAGAAAGAGAGGGAGGUCGCGGCGACCGAGUUAAAGCGCGAACGCGGAACACGGGAGUGUCGUCCACCAUUUUGGGUGCGCGAGGUUAUUCGAUGCGUGCAUGGAUACAUCAUUCGAAAGGGACUUAUGUCCUUGUUCAUUGGCGAACAAUGAAGAUCGGUAAAUAAGAAUGGUGUGUUCGUUAAAGGGCUCGAACAGGUACGGUGUCGUAACGAUGAAAAUCGUGGAUGCAGGUGUCGUGUCGUGAAUUCGAACGGACGGAGUUCGAAGGUGGUGCUGGAUUCGUGGAUAUCGUUUGUCUCUAGUGGUUAUAUUGUGCGCUAGAUAAAAGGGCUGACGAUAUAUUCGUCGUGUUUUCUCGAUCGUAUUUCUUACGAUUCGUCGAACGUAACUAUAAAGCAAAUGUAAAAACGGAAAAGAAGGAAGAAGGAAAAGGAAAGAGAGAGAAGAGAGAGGGAGAAAGAAAGAGAGAAAGAAAGAACGAGAGAGAGAGAGAGAGAUAACUAAGAGCGAAUUAAAGAAGGAAGGAUAUUAAUAUAUAUAUAUAUAUAUAGUGAAGGAGAAAAAGAGACGGAGAAAGUACGCGCGCAUUUGUCAUUGGGUAAACUUGCGAUCGUUCGUAUUCGCGAGUUUUCGUUUCCCGAUCGUGCUGCGUGUUCAGACAGGUGGACAUAGAGUACACGCAUCCUGAAAAAGAGAAAGAAAGAAAGAAAGAAAGAAAGAGAGAGAGAGAGAGAGAGAGGGAAAGAGAAAGAAAGAAAGAAGGAGGGAGAGAGAAAGAAAAGAAAGACAUAAAGUGAAGGCGAGAGUGGAUGUCUUUGUCUUUCGAUGAUCGUGAAGACGACGACGACGAGGAGGGGGAAGAAGAAAACCAAGAGAGACGAGCACGACGAGAGGAGUACGUUCGCUCGAUUGCAAAGCUGCCGAACGCGAGAAGAACGAGAGAGCGGGGAGGAGGUUCGUUAGGACAACCAUCAAGAGAGAGUAUGACGUUACGCGGGUGAAAUCGGCUCGGCCGAAAGAGGAAGAAAAAAUCCGUGGUAUGCGUAAACCAAAGGACGACGAGGGCAGAGGCGUAAAGCAUGGCGCAGUAGCGCUCGUUCUCGGUAUUACCUUUGGUUCAAAGGGUGUCGGAGAGGGUCUACUCGCUCUGGAGCGCAUCGAGGGCCGAACGAACGGCCGGUGAGCACCGCAACGGGGCGAGCAACCCCGUUGCCUCGGUCAACGUCUACAAACCACCCUCGAGUCUGUUACCGUCGACGAACAGCAGAACAGAUGUCCUGACAGCGGGCCCCGGGCCACCAGGAUGCCGACAGACGACGACUAUGGCCGAAGAGAACGUCACCUGUUGCACCAGCACCCGAUUGCCCAGUACGGGCCCUCGUCAUCCCCGAUUCCAGGGCCCAAUAGCGGAAAUUCCGGGAAUGUCGGGACACAAAUCGCUGCCGUUAAUCCAACCGAUUGCUUUAAACAGCAGCAGCAGCAGCAGCAACAGCAGCAACAACAGCAGUCCGAAUCGCGAUCAACGCCAACCAUCACCGGUACAUCGAGCCAAGAUCGUUAUCAAACCGAUCAGCAAGUUCAGAGCAGCGAUCACAGCGAGUAUGGAACUCGGGAGAGAAUCGCGGCGAUCGAUCGGCACGACAAGUCAACGGACAAGCCUUCGAUCGAGGAUUAUACCAAAUCCAGUGUCGAGACUCGAUCGGUACAAUCGAGCUGCGAGCGAUUCGGACAUUACCAAAAUCAGGAGAGAUUUGGUCAAUCCAGCUUGCAAGCACAUCACCAGUAUAGCGGAAGACAAGGCGGUGUUACGGGCCAAUCCUUGUCGCAGAACGUCCUUGUCGACCGAUUCGCUCGAUUCACUGAUCUCAGCAACUUGCAUGCAGAACAAAGAUUGUCUUUACCUCCAGGAGAUCGGUUUCAGGUCGCUAGCGGCGGUGAAUUGCGUUUCCAUCACGUCAGCAACGAUUCCGGGCUCGCAUCAACGAACAACGAGUACGCGAACGCAAACGUCCUCGUAUCUUCCUGCACGUCGAGCUCCUUCUCGUCGGAGACCUUUCCGUCGCCACCCUCACCGGCACCAGCCAACGAUCGGUUCGUACCGCCACCGCCUCUCUCGCCCAGCCCAAGCGAGAAGUAUGCCUCGUCCCAGAGCCUGGCUGGUUAUCCUCCUCCUGAUAGGAUUUUGCCCCCCGGUUCUCCGGGCGCCAGAUAUGGCGGUGGAACAGCACCAGCCUCGCCUAUGCCAGCGAAGGACCGAUUCAUUUCGGGUGAACGAUUGCUGGCCAAUCAACAGCCGAACGGCAACGCGACGAGCGUGCACGAUGUCAAGGAUCAGCAACGAUACGGCAGUGGGAAUGGGGAUCGUCUCCUGUCGGGAUCGUCGCCAGUGUUGGGAGCCCUUCAGACCAAUCUACAAAUCGACCGGAACGUCCUUGGUGGUUACAUCGGUUCGGGAAAAGAUUCCCCAGCGUCGAGAUACGGAACGAUCUCGACGGAUAGAUUAUUAUCGGCCUCGCCGAUUCACGCUCCGGUACCCGAGAGAUUCGCUGGAAAGUCCUCGUCCGACAGAUACACUGGACACGGCGAGUCACCGAUCCACGAACGGUAUCACCGUUCCCAACAAGAGACGUCGGCGAGUCUACACCACGAUCGCUACAACUCGAUCGCAACGAGCAGCGAAAGAUUUUUCCCGAUUCCCACGUCGAAUACCGAAGGGUCGCAUCAAAGAUAUUCAGCGACGGAGAGAUCUCUUCAGGUACCGAACGCAACCGAUCAGAAUAGACGGCUCUACGCCGAUAGAUCGGUCGAGGCUGUUUGCCAAAAAUAUUCCGAAAGAGCGAACGGUUCGAAUCAAGUUGGUAACGCGGAAUAUGGUAGAUACUCGGCCUUUCAAGAGGUCAGAUUCAACGAGCUCGCGCUUCAAAGAACCUGUGGACAGGGACGUCCCGGAAACGAGAGAUUCUCCGUCGGUGGAGUCGCUUAUCUCGCGGCUUCCUCCCCAGGACACGACGUUAGGCCCUCGAAUGCCGGAGAAACGUCGUCGGCGUCCAACAGAUACGUCGUCGCAGACUCGAACCCAACCGAACGUAUCCUGGCCGCGACGUCGUCUUCACCGUCGUCGUCUUCGGAAACUGGAGCGCGCUAUCAUUCGCCGUACACGAAUGCCAAUGGCAUCCAAUCGUCAUCGGCGACGACGGGCAACGAUCGGUGCUACUCAUCGAUUUCACCGACCCCAGAAACGUCAGCUUCGGUACUCCGCGGAACCGUUGCAAAUCCUGGACCACCUGGAAGCUAUCAAAGCACGACGAAAAACGGAGAUAAGUUCCUCCAAGUGUCGAAGUCGGUCCAGAGCUAUACCAACGACAGAUACUCGCUCGGGAACGAGCAUCAGUUUGACAGAUCGGUUCAAGACCGAUACGACAGGUUUCCGGGGUCAGGAGGGUCAAACGAUCGAUUCUCAUCGUCUAAUACCACUCCUGACCGCUUUCACCCUACUUCUGAUCGAUACUCUCCGGCACGUAACGUCGCGGACAAGUACCUGUCUCUACCGAAACCAAAAGAUAGGUUUACCGGUAGGAUAGCGCCGAUCUCUAGCUGCACCAACUCUUCCGUCGUUCCUACGUCGACCGAUAGGCCCUACGGAUCGUCGAGUACAGGCACUUAUGUACCGCCGACGGCUCACACUCCGGUCGAACGGUAUGUGCCGCAACCACCUCCGGAGGUGCUCUAUCCGGACAGGUACGUGGACAGGUACGUACCACCGGUUGCCCAUACCCCAACGGAUCGUUACGUUCCCACCAAUGACCCCGGUGAUCCGUACAUGAGGAGAGAUUUGGGCUUCCAUCAUCAUUACCGGCUACCACCACCAGCCGGAUAUCCGUACCACCAGGCACACUUCCGGUUCCGCGGUUUCGCCUACGCGUCACCGGCUCGUCUAGGUGGAAGUCCAGGUUCCAGUAGCUCGAGUAGCUCUGCAACAUCGAAUCAGAGAGGUGGAGGAGACAGCUUCUCGACGUCACCGUUGCUCAGGCCGAAGUUACGCACGUCUGCGGUUGAAUUUACGACUAAUUCUGCUGGCAUCGUAGCGAGACACGUUUGCGCCAAUCCACCAGCUUGCUGUAACGAAGCUACAAAUCCUAAUGGACAAAGGCCAUGCUGUCAACCAAUAAGAAGAUCUCUCCCACCUGGUGCUCUACCAUCGAUACCGACGCAAUCAACUCAUUCUUCUUGGCAACCGUCGCCGAGUUCUGGCACGACGGUAACAUCAACGAUCUCGUCGAAUGGCGGCGAUGGCGAUGGCAAUCAAGUGAUCGGCAUGUAUGCUGUUGGUACAAGCGUUCCAACGUCGACGGAGACGUCAACGAUAACGCCGGUAACGACAGCAUCCUCGUCUAUCCAGAUGACCGGAAGUACCGCGAUCGGUACUCAUUCAGCCACAAAUAUUACGAGAAGCGUGUCCGCACCAACGGCACCAAGGCCACACGUUCAAAUUACUAGCUCGGCUAGCGUUUCUGCUAACAAUUCGCAAAGGCCACGACUAAGGAGAAACAUGAGUCGUACCGAAGCCAUUCGAAAUUACAUCAAGCGUGAAACCGCACAAUUCUUUGGCGUCGACGAAGAAACCGAGACCGCGGAAAAGCAGAGAUGGUUGGAUAGACGACGACGGAUGGCGUCGAGGAAGUACGGUGCUCUGGUGCCGGAACAUAGACCACCGGAUCCAGAUAUUACGAGGGACGUACCGGAUACCACCGACAUACCCGAGGGCGUGACGUUGAGACGAUGGCAACAACCUGUACGUAGGAAAGACUCCGUAGCAAGGAUGACACUGUCGGGACUUCACUACGUGGUAGAGUCACUGACGAGACAACGUCCAAGAGAAAGAUCUCGAACAAGGCCAGAAUCUCGAAGCUUUCCGCCAAGCGUAAUUGCCUAUCUGUCAAGAACAGAGGGUGUAACAUCUCCGGAAAACGGCCAGGAAGAAGAAGAAUCCUUUUUUGAAAGGCCACCCCCUCCGCCACCACCAUUACCACCGCCGACUUUGACAACGAGUCAGCAACAAACCCAAACGCAAAUCGAACAGACUGCUGGCGGAUUGACUAAACCUGAGGAUGUCGAUGGCAAGAUUGAAAUUCGAGAUUCAGCGAACGAACGUGAGACGAGCGAGGAAUUGGAGAGAUUCGCACAGCAAAAUGAGGACAGGAGUACGAUCGACGGACAAAUUAGGAGACCUCAUCAGGUCACGAGGGACCAUUAUACUUCAAGGUCGAAAUACGGCGGUCCAUUGAGGGAAGACAAAAGGAUGCAGCAGGACGAUGGUGUCACUCUGAGAAGGGAAAUGACCGGUGGUACGAGAAUCUCGCCUAGUACCAUCGAUCGUGUCUUCGAUAAUAGUAAUCGACGGCAAUAUGGCAUGGGAAUCGUUGGUCGAUUUUUCGGAAGAUCCUUUCGAAAGAGUAUAACCAACAAACCGGAAGUGAGAAAGCAAUUGGACGAUUUCGAGGAUCACAGACCUUACUUUACAUAUUGGAUCACGACCGUGCAGGUUCUCAUUCUAAUAAUAUCUUUAGCAUGUUAUGGCUUUGGACCUGUUGGGAUGGAACUCAAUCAUAGAUCAGCGAGAGUUUUGGUAACGAGCUUAUCGUUACAAGAAGUCGAUUAUCAAGAGCCUGCAAAUUUCUGGCUCGGACCAAGAGCCGCAGAUUUGAUACAUCUUGGUGCAAAAUUUGCUCCGUGUAUGCGCCGAGAUAUUAAAAUAUUGAAGGAGAUCGACAUUUGGAGAGAAAGAGAACGAGAUACUGCUUGCUGUAUCAGAAACGAUGAUUCCGGUUGUGUGCAAUCGAGUAAAGCCGACUGCUCAGUCCGAGGAUUGAAAUCAACGAUUACGAACACGAUAUCGACCUGGAAAAAAUGGGGCCCUGGAGACAGUGGACCUGGUGGACGAAUAAGUGGAUCCGUUUGUGGUUUGGAUCCAAAAUUUUGUGAUGCUCCAGCUAGCAUAGCUCCGUACGAAUGGCCAGAUGAUAUCACUAAGUGGCCCAUCUGUCGAAAAACUAAUCCGUUCAGUCAGCGCUACAACAAAAAUUUGAAUCAAAGAGGAAAUGGAAACUUUCCGAUCGGUCGAUACAAAGACAAAAUGGCGGAGCACAUGGUUUGCGAAGUGAUAGGACAUCCCUGCUGUAUCGGUAUUCAUGGAAUGUGUCGAAUAACAACAAAGGAGUAUUGUGACUUUGUCGGUGGUUAUUUUCACGAGGAAGCAUCCUUGUGCUCCCAAGUCGAAUGCCUCCACGACGUUUGCGGUAUGAUACCGUUCCUCCAUCCUGAAUGGCCGGACCAGUUCUAUAGAUUAUUCACUACGACCUUCCUUCAUGCUGGAAUUCUACACCUGGCAAUCACAUUACUGAUUCAAUAUUUCUUGAUGAGAGACUUGGAGAAGCUAACGGGCUCGUUGCGUAUCGCUUUGAUCUACUUCGUGGGCGCGUUAGCUGGAAAUCUGGCCAGUGCGAUAUUCGUUCCUUACAGAGCGGAGGUUGGUCCAGCUGGAGCACAUUUUGCAUUGCUCGCCACUCUAGUCGUAGAGGUCCUGCAUUGCUGGCCAAUGCUGAAACAUCCAAGGCGAGCACUUUCAAAGUUAAUCUGCAUACUUUUGGGUCUCCUAAUACUCGGUGUUUUACCCUGGAUCGACAACUAUGCUCAUCUCUUCGGCUUUAUCUUCGGCUUCCUUGCGGCUUACGCCUUCAUGCCUUUCAUAUCUUUCGGGCACUACGAUAGACGUCGUAAAAUCUUUCUUAUUUGGGUUUGCCUCGUACUCAUAGUCGGUCUCUUCGUUCUCCUUCUUACCCUCUUCUACAACGUCCCCGUCUACGAGUGCGAGGUCUGCAAGCUCUUCAAUUGUAUACCCUUUACGCGCGACUUUUGCGCCUCGCAAAAUAUCAACAUCAAGAGGGAGGAGCCCGUAUGACACACGGGGCCGCGGUUCAAAGUCGAGCGCGAAGUACCGUUCGGCCCCCGAUCCUACGCUCGUUCUCAUCCUACAACAUUAACAACAACAAUAAUAACAACAACAACAACAGCAACAACAACAACAACAACAAUAACAGUAACAACAAGCCAAGAAUUCUCGAUCCAACGGAUUCUCUUAGCCUUUUUGGCUAUAAUCCUCUCGAAUCCUCCGUACGAUCGUCAUCUACAAAGAUUUUCUUCCCACGAUACCUUCAAUCACGGUUGAUCGAGGCCCAAUGUUGUCUCUUUUUUUUUUUUAAAUCCUACGAAAAAAAAAAAAAAGAAAAAGAAAGAAAAGAAAAGAAAAGUAACGUUAAACCGUAGCAUAGUGUCUCGGAGAAGUGUAAGAUCCGAUAAAAUGGCGAAUGAUCGACGACGAUCGAAAAGAUCCACCAUGUUAUUUCAAUGCUUUUUUCUAUUCGUCUUCGCCCACUGCCAAGAAAAUGCAACCGCGAAGAACGACUACGAUGGCGACUAAUGAGAUCUCUCGAGAUGAAGAACCGACAUAAUGCCUUAAACAAGUAUAAUCGCGUACUUCCUCGUCGUUCUUCUCCUUCUCGAGUAAAAAUAUUUAAAAUUCUCGAUUUUGGAACGAUAUGAGCCUCGAUGGGAUGUAAAUAUAUAUAUUUGCGUAUUAUUAUAUAUUAGCGUUCCAACGUUUCUUUUUCUUUUUUUUUUUUUUUUUUAUUUUUUUUUCGACGAGAUAUCACGAAUGUAAUAAGCACGAUCUUUGAGGAUUCGUCGAGGAGAUAACUGCCGAUCCAAGAGAAUCCGUUGAGACACGAGCGUUCAUCUCUUUUGGUGUGUGUUAAUAUUAAAAGAAAAAAAAAAAAAAAACAACAAAAAAACAAAAAAAGGAAAAGAAGAAAAGUGAGUGUAAAUAGAAUAAAAAAAAAAGAAAAGAAGAGAGAGAAAGAAAAAAAAAGAAGAAAAGAAAAUAGAAGAAAGUGAGGAGAAGAGAACGGGGGGAGGGGGGAAUGAAAAAGAAAUGAAACAAAACUCUUGUUACAUACGUUCUAAUGCUCUAAUGGACGCGACGAUUAAUGAAAAUAAUAAUUAUAGGGAGAAUCUUUGAAAGUGUGCACGUCUUUUUUUCGUCUCACACAGCACGGCGUAGCCGUAUCUCGUAUGAUGUACCUCCGACACACUGGAACUAUCUGUGAUGGACCACACGAUCGACUACGGAGAUAUUUUUAAAUAGUUGUACACGAUAGAUAGCGAGAGUGCAACACAUCAUCGUGAGGGCUCGAGGAAUCGCCGAUAUAUGAUGAAUUGUUAGAGAGGAGAGCUUGAGGUCGGAUGAGCUUAAUUUUAAGAGUCGGAGGGGAGACACACGACACAAGGAGGAAAGUGUUAAAAAUUAAGUCUACGAUGAAACGAAUCACAAUUUUUUAUAAUGGCGCGAAGAAAGAGAGGGAUAUCAGAACUCUUAAUCAAUUUUCGAAACUUGUACAUAUAAUUACAUAUGCGAGAACGAGCGAGCGAGCGAGAGAGAGUGAGAGAGAGGGAGAGAGAGAGAGAGAGAAAGAGAGAGCGAGCGAAAGAAAGAGAGAAUGCGAGAAAAUGGGACGAAUGGAAGCGUGUUUACGCGAAGCGUUUCAGUCGAAUCGACUAUGAUUAACGUAAUAUUGUAAAUGUGUAUUUUAUUAUAACGGGUAUGUAAGAUGUAAUGGCAAAAUAAGCAGCUGGUCCGAGAUCCGUGAUUUUAUUCGUCUCUGCAGCUUAACGAGUUUUAAGGCGUGUUUACGUUUAACGAACUAGAGCUAGCGAGAACAGAAAACGGAAAUAAAAUGUGCCACAAUGUGAAAAUGAUCGAGCAAGCAGGUUGAAAAGAAUGAUACGGCAACGUUCGUACGAGGGUGAUUGAAUGAAGCAUUUUUCGAAAGAUCGCUUAUAAACGUCAUUUUUAUCUCCAUCGUAUCAAUAAAUUAUCGUCUUGUAUAAAUCGUUAGUCAUUAAAUCUUUUUCGUUAGAAUUGUAAUUGAUUUUUCUUUUCUUUAUUUUCUUUUUUUGGUUCUCUUUCUUCUUUCUUUUUUUUCUUCCUGUUUACUUCGAAUUUAUCAACAUUCCCAAUCGCGUUAUCUAAAAAUUGUUUCGUCCAGAUCACCCUCGUAUAUUUCUACCUGCGUAUAUAAAGUUUUGCAACCUCCUCUGAUAUAGCACGCUCAAUUAAGGAUUGAUUCUUUCGUUGCCACAGCUAAGUCAAUCAUUCUAUUCGUUUACUACUUGAAAAUUAUUCUGAAAAGAAUAGCAAUUCUUGUCUUCCUAUUGUGUUCAACAUUUUUCUUUUUUAUUGUCUUUAAAUUUUAAUUAUACCUAAUACUUAUAACUUUUAAUCAAUAAUAAUUAAGAUUUCUUUUCAUAAUAUUAUAUAUGCAAUAGAAAGCUUGACAACACAAGUAUAACAAAUUUAAAUUACUUGAUAAGAAAACUUUUGCAUAUGCUUUCUGACUAUCUAUCAUUAAUCACCGCAUAUUCCCUUCUAUUAAUUUAAUCGUAUGUAUGAUUGACACAAUGCUGGGCACAAAACCGAAUUCUCGUAUUUUAGCGUAGAAGCGUAAGAUUAACAACAAUAACAAGAAACAAUCUCCCCCCAUCCCCUACAUCACGCUCGUACAUCCAAUAGUAUGCUAACUUAACUUAUAUUGCGCAAGAAGAGUACUGCCUAUUGCAGUCUACAUAUUAACGUAACGAUCAUUAUGAUUAUAUGAUUACUAUUGAUUAUUAUUAUUAUUAAUUAUUAUUAUUAUUGUGAUUAUUAUUAUCGUUAUUAUUACUUAACAGAAUAAUUACAUCCUCGUGUAAUAAAGGAUACAAGAAAGAAAUAUGAAAGAAGAAAUCUAAUUUAAUGCGAGAGAGAGAGAGAGAGAGAGAGAGAGAAUGAAAGAAUGAGAGAGAGAGAGAGAAAGAGAGAGAGAGAGAGAGAGAAAGAGAGAGAGAGAGAGAGAGAGAGAGAGAGAGUAUGAUGUGCGAAUUGUUCAAUAUUAAUGACACGUUCGAAAUUUUGUGAUAAACGAAUAUAUAAGGGACAUAAAAACCAAAAGUGAAUGAAGCUAAGCUACGUAUGAAGCCAUAAAUGCAAUGAGUAUCGAUAACACACAUGAAACUUUUCGGAUUAUACAUAUAUAAAUAAAUAUAUAUAUAUAAUAUAUAUAAUAUAUAUAUAUAUAAAAAUAUAUAUAUAUAAAUAUGAAUAUAAACAUACGAAGAAAAUGAAAAAGAAAUAAAAAAAGAAAACGUAUGCCGAUUAAUGGAAGCCCAGGUGUACCGUGGCGAUUGUCGACGAGUAACAUAUUGUUAUUAUUGUAAAUGUGUCAUAUACAUACAUAUAAUAGCAUGCGUAAAAGAAAAAAAAUAACAAACGGAAAAAAUGCCACCACAUGAUAUACACAUACAAACACGUGAUGACACUCACACGCAUACAUGCACGCGCGUGCGUGUGCGCGCACAUACACACACAUACACAUGUUAAGAAAAAACAUGACACACACAGUGAAUGAGAAAAAUAAAAUUGAGAACCUUCGA